Myotis davidii is the source of this 2253-nucleotide messenger RNA. RefSeq names its product apolipoprotein L5 (gene APOL5). Gene Ontology annotation, cellular component: membrane; extracellular region. The coding region runs from base 335 to 1426 and encodes 363 amino acids. Gene Ontology annotation, molecular function: lipid binding. Gene Ontology annotation, biological process: lipid transport; lipoprotein metabolic process. The transcript is spliced from 5 exons. Lineage: Eukaryota; Metazoa; Chordata; Mammalia; Chiroptera; Vespertilionidae. The record is from RefSeq and is a predicted model, not a curated record.
AGGCUGUGAGCUGUGGGCACUGCGUGUGUCUGUGUCUGUGCCUGUGCGGUUGUGAGUGUGCGUGCCGGGCACUCUCUCUCCUGGUGCCCCGGGUGCUGUGGUGUGCCAGGAUUCACUGCCACCACGGCCGGCCGGAAGAGGAAGAGGGACUUGGGACACCUUUGGGAGGCAGUCUGAAGAUCCUGGGAGUCUCCAGAGGGGAGGGCGCCCUCCUCCAUCCCUGCUGUGGCUUUGGCUCCCCUGCUCACUCCUGAGCACCACACGUGAGGCGGCGUCUCUUCUGGCCCCGACCCAUUAUCACCUUUAGAGAAGCACGAGGAACCCUAGAGGCACCAUGGCCAAGGUACCGGCUGGAACCCGCUCAGAUGGUCUACUUCACCAGAGCAUCGUGGAAGGUCUAGCCACCAUGACCAGAGAAGACAUACACCGGCUCCUCUCUGAUUGGCAGGCCUGGGAGACGGUGAUGGAGCAACUUUGCUUGGAAAGGGAUGAAGCCAAUGCGCUGUACUAUAUCGUGGUCCAGGAGCUGAUGCGACGGGAGGAAGGGUUCGGGCCAUCUGGGAACCUGUCCCAGGAGGAGAUGAUGUUUCUCCGAGAGUUCCCCUUGCGGAAGCAUAAGCUGGAAAACGCUAUCAGCGAACUUCGCAGCAUCGCAGACCAAGUUGACACCACCCACAGGAUGCUCACCAAGACCAGCCUGGUGGCCAGCUCCUCGGGGGCGGUGUCCGCCGUCAUGACCAUCAUGGGUGUGGCCCUGGCACCGGUGACAGCAGGAGGAAGCCUGCUGCUCUCAGCAGCAGGGCAGAGCCUGGGGUUAGCAGCUGCCGCCACCAACAUUUUGACAAGUGUCUUAGAUAAUAGGAGCAAUUCGGCAGCAAGAGACAGAGCCAGCAGACUGGCGGGUCUCCCCACAGCCCCGGAGGCUGGAACCGGUGAAGAGACACAUUCCUCUAAAGGAAUUUUUGUUCAGAGAUGUGUUAACACUCUCGGGAGCAUCAGGCAGCUUCGUGCCUUCCAGAGGGCCCAGGCCAACCCCGGCUUCAUUGAGAGGGUCAGGAACUUCGUGGCCACAAGGCGUGUGCCCUUCUGGAGGGCCACAGGGGUGCAGAGGGCGGCAGGGGCGCCUGCUCUGGCUAUGACCGGCGGUGCCCGGAUGCUGAGCGUAGCUGGGGCUGGCUUCUUGCUCAUGCAUGAUUUGAGAAGCAUCCAGGAGAACUGGAGGCACCUGGAAGAGGGGGCGAGGACGGAGACGGCCGAGGAAUUGAGGGCGCUCGCCCGGGAGCUGGAGCAGGAGCUGGACCAGCAGUCCCAGCGCUAUGAGCUGACCAUCCAGAAGCUGGAGAGGAGCUCGUCACUGAACCAGGAAAGAGGAAGAAGGACAAGGCUGCCGAGGAUGAGUGGUGCCGAGGAUGAGUGGGGAUGCUAACCAGCUGGUCAGGCUGGCCCCAGCAGAGGCAAUAUUCAAGUCUUCAACCAGGAACAGGUCUGCCUGCGACAGGGCACCCAGAGAGGGUGCUAGGAGACCUGCAGCGCUUUGCGGUAACCCCUGGGGACUCCAGAAAUACCAGGGACCAGACUAGAUUUGCAAGACAUCAGACGCUCUGUGGGGGCGGACAGGGUUAGAGUCCAAGGAGACCUAAAUAUACAUGUCAGUUUCGACUGGGGCUGAGACACAUUUAGAACACGUGUAUUUUCCAAAUGGUAUGUAACUACACAGUGCAAUUAUAAUCAAAUGGGAAAACCGCUUUGUUUUACAAUAAGCUAUGCUCUGCUCCCCUGCCACCCCCACUCCUCACACGGUCCCCACCCUGUCACUACAGUCACGCCAUGCACGCAGUCUUUGUUGCUCAAGCUUAGGUAGGGUCUACAUUCCCAGUGGCCAGGAGAAGGCAGCGAUUCGAGAAAAGCCAUUACUGGGAGGAAGUUAUCACUUCAUAGCAGCAGAAUUUAUAACUGAAAAAUGGGACACCCUUAAAAUGUUCCAACACUAGGAGACUGGUGCAAUACAAGCUCGUCAUCCACGGAAGAGACUAUUAUGUAGCCAUCAAAACGAUGCUCAAUAGUUGGAUUAACAUGGAAAAUGUUGUUUUAUCAAGUUAGGUGAGGAAAGCAGAAUGAAAAUUAUAUACUUUCUCACCUUUUACCUAACCAGAAGAAACAUCUCUCAAGCCUGUGUGUAGAAACACACACACACACACACACACACACACACACACACACACACAAGCGCGUGCAUGCACACACACACACAUA